Molecule: messenger RNA, 1595 nt
Organism: Dunckerocampus dactyliophorus (ringed pipefish)
Lineage: Eukaryota; Metazoa; Chordata; Actinopteri; Syngnathiformes; Syngnathidae
Gene: nmnat2
Product: nicotinamide nucleotide adenylyltransferase 2
Exons: 11
Coding region: 186-1109 (307 amino acids)
Biological process (GO): NAD+ biosynthetic process
Cellular component (GO): Golgi apparatus
Molecular function (GO): nicotinamide-nucleotide adenylyltransferase activity; nicotinate-nucleotide adenylyltransferase activity
Source: RefSeq, a predicted model, not a curated record
UUCAAGCAGUGACGUCACUUCCUUCAGCAUCCUGCCGCAGACACAUCGACCUCGCCUCUCUCUGCAUCGCCUGCUGCUACAAACAAGCUCUGAGCCGAUCAGCAACAGGACACGGACCAAGACCAAGACCAAGACCAAGACCAGGACCAGCACCAGGACCGGACCGGCAGAGCCGUCGAGCAGUCAUGCCGGAAUGUAGCAAAAGUCACGUGAUCCUGCUGUCCUGCGGCAGCUUCAAUCCCAUCACCAAGGGACAUGUUCAUAUGUUUGAGAAAGCAAGAGACUACCUGCAUAAAACAGGACGUUUUAUCGUGAUUGGAGGGAUCAUUUCGCCAGUGCACGAUUCCUAUGGGAAACCUGGUCUGGUGUCGAGCAGGCAUCGUCUGACCAUGUGUCAGCUGGCUGUGCAGUCCUCCGAUUGGAUCAGGGUGGACCCCUGGGAGUGUUACCAGGACACCUGGCAGACCACCUGUAGCGUUUUGGAACACCACCGAGACCUUAUGAAGAGAGUGACCGGCUGUAUCUUGUCCAAUGUCAACACACCGUCAUCAACUCCUGUCAUUGGUCAGCCACAAAACCAGGCUCCGCCUGUUUACCUGAACCACAAUAACAUGAAGCACAUGCCUACUUCUGUUAAACUUUGGGGGAAGCUGAGCGAGAGUCUGGGGAAGGUUUGCUGCGUGCGUCCUCACAUGGAACGUUUCACCUUCGUUGAUGAAAACGCCAACUUGGGGCCCGCCAUGACGUAUGAAGAGAUCGAACUCCGUAUCUUGCUCCUGUGUGGCAGUGAUCUCCUGGAAUCUUUCUGCAUCCCUGGCCUGUGGAAGGACAGUGAUAUGGAGGUAAUCGUGGGCGAUUUUGGGAUAGUGGUGGUUCCUCGUGACGGCGCCGACACAGAGAGGAUCAUGAACCAUUCGUCCGUUCUCCGCAAGCACAAGGACAACAUCAUGGUGGUGAAGGAUGCCACCAACCAUCCCAUGGCUGUCGUAAGCUCCACCAAGAGCAGACUGGCCCUGCAGCACGGUGACGGCCAUGUUGUGGACUACCUGAACCAGCCGGUCAUCGACUACAUCCUGCAGACUCAGCUGUACAUCAAGGCCUCGGGAUAAACCUUUGGGUCAUGUGACUCUGCCAUCGGGGUGGGGGGUGGGUGGGGUGUGAGGGUCACUUCACUUUCUGUUUUUUAUCAAGUCAGUGGAUGCAUGCAACACGCUCGCCAACGUGACAGCAGUCCAGUAUCCUCUUCCCAUGUUUAUGUUGACAUACAUUAGCUUGUUAGCCUCAUGGCUAACGCAACGCGACAGUAGCUGUUGUUCAGGUGAUGCACAAUAGCCCCCCAGUGGAUAACAGUGUAACUGUUGAGUCCAUAAAAAGUGGAACAUGAAUAUUUUGACCACUUAACAUCGAUUACCGGUAUUUUUGACGUGGAGACAUAUAGGACCCAGAGAAUCAGCUUUUUCCAAAAUAAAAGUGCAAUGGUGUUUGUUGUCAGUGGUGUGCAUGCUCAGACACUUUUUUGCUUUUGGUUCUGCUUCUGGCAUGGAUCUUUGUAGAUGACACUUGCAAGAAUAAAAUACAACACUGUCUCUGUCAAA